This is a messenger RNA of Taeniopygia guttata (zebra finch), 1516 nucleotides long. RefSeq names its product cell death inducing DFFA like effector c (gene CIDEC). NCBI's taxonomy places the organism in Eukaryota, Metazoa, Chordata, Aves, Passeriformes, Estrildidae. Gene Ontology annotation, biological process: apoptotic process; regulation of apoptotic process. The record is from RefSeq and is a predicted model, not a curated record.
CCAGUGGGAACUGACACAGGGAACAUCUCAGUGCGUGGAUGGUGGACAGCAGUGGGAACUGACACACAGAAACAUCUCUGUGCGUGGAUGGUGGACAGCAGUGGGAACUGACACACGGAACAUCUCUGUGCGUGGAUAGUGGACAGCAGUGGGAACUGACACACGGAACAUCUCUGUGCAGGGAUGGUGGACACCAGUGGGAACUGACACAGGGAACAUCUCUGUGCAGGGAUGGUGGACACCAGUGGGAACUGACACACAGAAACAUCUCUGUGCAGGGAUGGUGGACACCAGUGGGAACUGACACAGGGAAACAUCUCAGUGCGUGGAUGGUGGACACCAGUGGGAACUGACACAGGGAAACAUCUCAGUGCGUGGAUGGUGGACACCAGUGGGAACUGACACAGGGAAACAUCUCUGUGCAGGGAUGGUGGACACCAGUGGGAACUGCUUGCCCAGCCCCGUCCCUCCCCGGAGCCCAGCGGGGUGGGCGGGCAGGGGGCGCGGUCGGGAGGAGCCUCUGCCGCAGGUACAUAAGGGCAGGUGAGGCUGGACCCUCCGGAGCAGAGCUGAACCUCUCCUUGCAGGCUGCUCCGUGCUGCUGGACCAUGGAAUACUGCAAAUCCCUGCGCCAGCGCCUGGCUGCCCCCGUGUCCAAAUGUGUCUCAGCCAGCGCCUCCAUGACCCAGCAGCUGCUGGCGGGUCCGGCCCCACCGCCACGUCCCUUCCGUGUCUGCAGCUGGGACCGCGGCCUGCGCAAGGGCGUCACGGCCGCCAGCCUGGCCGAGCUGCUGCGCCAGGCUCAGAGCGCCCUGGCGCUGCCCGUGCCCAUUGUCCUGGUGCUGGAUGAGGAUGGCACGGCGGUGGAGACUGAGUCCUUCUUCCGCACGCUGGAGGAGGGCACGGCGCUGAUGGCCCUGAGCAAGGGGCAGAGCUGGACGGCCCCCAAGACCCGUGGCUACCAGGCCAGCCUGUCUCGCAAGCCCCCACGCAGGAUCGAUGUCGCCUGUGUCACUUUUGACCUGUACAAGACCCACCCCAAGGACCUGGGCUGCCUCAACGUCAAAGCCACCCUCUAUGGCACCUACAGCAUGUCCUACGACCUGCGCUGCCACGGCGCCCGCCGCCUGGUCAAGGAAGCCCUUCGCUGGGCGCUGUUCACCAUGCAGGCCACGGGCCACGUCCUGCUGGGCACCUCGUGCUACAUGCAGCAGCUCCUGGAUGCCACCGAGGAGGAGCAGAAGGGAGAGGAGAAGAGCCCCCUGCCCCUCCAGAGCCUCCUGCCCUGCAGCCUCCCCGCCCUGCCCUACAAGAAGAUGUCGCAGUGAGGCUGGCUGGCCUGGCCUGUCCCCUCUGCUGUCCCCCAGCCCCCCGCUAGGUCAAUGCCUGGGCAGAGGCUGCCGCGGUGCCUGGCACAGCCUCUCCUGCACUCUGCUGGCUGAGUGUGGCCAAAUCUGCUCUGGAAUAGCUGCUGCUCUGUAAAUAUAUUUAUUUAAGUAAAGUUCUCUCUAAUUCA